Messenger RNA from Brugia pahangi, 5913 nucleotides. The record is from the annotation of a GenBank genome assembly. NCBI's taxonomy places the organism in Eukaryota, Metazoa, Nematoda, Chromadorea, Rhabditida, Onchocercidae.
AUGGAUUGUGAAAAUAAUCCAGCAUGGCCAUUUCUGCGACAAUCACGCGAACAAAUGAUUGCGGAUCAGUCGAAACCGUACGAUUCAAAGAAAAAUGUUUGGAUUCCGGAUGCGGAAGAUGGUUAUAUUGCUGCGGAAAUUAAAUCUAGCAAGGGUGACUCAGUCACCGUGGUUUCUGUUCGUGGAAAUGAGGUAACACUUAAAGCAGAAAUUGUGCAAGAAAUGAAUCCACCAAAAUUUGAAAAAACCGAAGAUAUGUCAAAUCUUACUUUCCUGAAUGAUGCUUCCGUUCUGCAUAACUUACGUGCACGUUACGGUCAAAUGUUGAUUUACACAUAUUCAGGAUUGUUCUGUGUUGUGAUAAAUCCGUAUAAAAGACUUCCAAUUUAUGAACCAUCUGUAGCCGAAAUGUACAUGGGUAAACGAAGAACCGAAAUGCCACCACAUUUAUUUGCUGUUUCUGAUGAAGCUUAUCGUAAUAUGCUAAUCGAUCAUGAAAAUCAGUCAAUGUUAAUUACCGGUGAAUCCGGUGCCGGAAAAACCGAAAAUACCAAAAAAGUUAUUGCAUACUUUGCAACGGUAGGUGCAUCUCAACAAAAAGGUGAUGCAGCAGCAGCGGCAACACCAGAUCAACCGGAUAAAAAGAAGGUAACUUUGGAGGAUCAAAUUGUUCAAACAAAUCCGGUACUGGAAGCUUUUGGUAAUGCAAAAACGGUCCGGAACAAUAAUUCAUCUCGAUUUGGCAAAUUUAUUCGAAUUCACUUCUCGAAACUAGGUCGUGUCGCAUCAUGUGACAUUGAACACUAUUUACUUGAAAAAUCACGUGUUAUACGUCAAGCACCAGGUGAACGAUGCUAUCAUAUAUUUUAUCAGCUGUAUUCCGAUUUCAUACCAACAUUAAAGAAAGAAUUAUUAUUGGAUAAACCAUUGAAGGAAUAUCAUUUUGUUGCACAAGCAGAACUAACAAUUGAUGGUGUUAAUGAUAAGGAAGAGCAUCAAUUAACUGAUGAAGCAUUUGAUAUUUUACAUUUUUCACAAGAGGAGAAGAUGAAUUGUUAUAAAUUAAUGGCAGCAAUAAUGCAUAUGGGAAAUAUGAAAUUUAAACAACGACCACGUGAAGAGCAAGCGGAACCGGAUGGUACAGAUGAUGCGGAAAAAGCAUCAGCAAUGUACGGUAUUGGUCAUGAGGAAUUCUUGAAAGCAUUAACAAAGCCAAAAGUUAAAGUUGGCAAUGAAUGGGUCAAUAAAGGUCAAAAUAUUGAUCAAGUGACAUGGGCUGUUGGAGCAAUGGCUAAAGGUCUAUAUUCGAGAGUGUUUAAUUGGCUUGUUAAAAAAUGUAAUAAAACAUUGGAUCAAAAAGGUAUAUCAAGAGAUUUCUUCAUUGGUGUAUUGGAUAUUGCUGGAUUUGAAAUAUUUGAUUUCAAUUCAUUCGAACAACUUUGGAUUAAUUUUGUAAAUGAAAAAUUACAACAAUUUUUCAAUCAUCAUAUGUUUGUAUUGGAGCAAGAAGAAUAUGCCCGAGAAGGCAUCCAAUGGACAUUCAUUGAUUUUGGCUUAGAUUUACAAGCCUGUAUUGAAUUAAUUGAAAAACCAUUAGGCAUUCUAUCAAUGUUAGAUGAAGAAUGUAUCGUACCUAAAGCAACUGAUCUUACAUUGGCGCAAAAGUUAAACGACCAGCAUUUGGGUAAACAUCCAAAUUUUGAGAAGCCAAAACCGCCAAAAGGAAAACAAGGUGAAGCGCAUUUUGCUAUGAGACAUUAUGCUGGUACUGUUCGAUACAAUGUGAGUAAUUGGUUGGAAAAGAAUAAAGAUCCAUUGAAUGAUACGGUUGUAUCAGUUAUGAAACAUUCAACUGGUAAUUUACUUCUCACGGAAAUUUGGCAAGAUUAUACGACACAGGAAGAAGCUGCAGCUGCUGCUAAAGAUGGAGGAGGAGCGGGCAAAAAGAAGGGUAAAUCCGGUUCAUUCAUGACCGUUUCUAUGUUAUAUCGUGAAUCACUGAAUAAUCUAAUGACAAUGUUGAAUAUGACACAUCCGCAUUUUAUUCGGUGUAUUAUUCCGAAUGAAAAGAAGCAAUCCGGUUUACUGGAUGCGGCAUUAGUAUUAAAUCAGCUGACAUGUAAUGGUGUAUUGGAAGGUAUUCGUAUCUGUCGUAAAGGUUUCCCUAACAGAACAUUACAUAAGGAUUUCAAGCAACGCUACUCAAUACUUGCUGCAAAUGAAUCGAUCAGUAGCACAGAUAUGAGAAAAUGUGCUGAAGCAAUGCUAAGUAAAAUUGUUAAAGAAAAUAUAUUAACGGAAGAAAAUUUUCGAAUUGGUGAAACAAAAGUUUUCUUUAAAGCAGGUGUAUUAGCACAUUUGGAAGAUGUUCGUGAUGAAGCAUUGAAAACAUUGCUAACAAAAUUACAAUCACAAAUUAAAUGGUAUCUUGGCUUAACUGAUAAAAAACGACGUAUUCAACAAAAAGCUGGCUUAUUAAUACUACAACGAAAUGUUCGUGCGUGGUGUUCAUUACGUACGUGGGAAUGGUUUAAAUUAUACACCAAAGUACGACCAAUGUUAAAAGAAGGCAAAAUAGCCGAAGAAUUGGAAAAAUUACAGGAAAAAUUAAAAUCACUUGAGGAAACAUUACAAAAGGAGGAAAAUUUACGAAAAAAUUUGGACGAUAGUGCAAAAAAAAUGGAAACCGAAAAAGCGGAAUUAUUUGAAAAAUUAGAAGCUGUAAAAAAUAAUCUUACAAAAUCUGAAGGUAAUCUAUCACAAAUGGAAUCAGCAAAAUCAGAUGCUGAUAAAAAACUUGAGGAGUUAAAUGAGCAACUUGCUGAUGUUGAAGAUCAAAAUACAGAAAUUCAACGAUCAAAAAAGAAGGUUGAAGGUGAAAUUGAUGCAUUAAAAAAGCAAAUUCAAGAUUUAGAAAUGAGUGCACGUAAAGCAGAAAUGGAAAAGCAAUCAAAAGAUCAUCAAAUUCGUUCACUUCAAGAUGAAUUACAACAACAAGCAGAAUCGAUGGCAAAAUUAAACAAAGAAAUUCGACAUCAGGAAGAAUUAAAUAAGAAAAUUACGGAAGAUUUACAAGGUGAAGAAGAUAAAACAAAUCAUGCAAAUAAGGUUAAAAGUAAAUUAGAGCAAACGUUAAAUGAUUUGGAGGAUAAUUUGGAACGUGAACGACGUGCAAAAGCAGAUAGUGAAAAAUCAAAGCGAAAACUUGAAGGUGAAUUAAAAAUUACACAAGAAAGUAUUGAUGAAGCAACACGUCAACGACGUGACCUAGAAAAUAAUAUGAAACGAAAAGAAGCCGAAUUAAAUGCAUUAAGUAGUCGAUUGGAAGAUGAACAAGCAACAAUUAGCAAAUUACAACGACAAAUUAAAGAACUGCAAAGUCGUGCAGCUGAAUUGGAAGAUGAAGUGCAAAAUGAGCGACAAUCACGAUCAAAGACUGAUAAGGCACGUUCAGAUAUACAGCAUGAAUUAGAGGAGUUGAAUGAUCGACUAGAUGAGCAAGGUGGUGCAACUGCAGCACAAAUUGAAAUUAAUAAGAAACGUGAAGCUGAAUUAGCUAAAUUAAGACGUGAUAUUGAGGAGGCAAAUAUGAAUCAUGAAAGUCAACUAGCAGCAUUACGUAAAAAGCAUACAGAUGCUGUAGCUGAGCUAACCGAUCAAUUAGAUCAAAUUCAAAAACAAAAGCAAAAAUUGGAAAAAGAUAAAAUGCAAUAUGUGCGUAAUACGGAAGAUUUAGCUGCACAAUUAGAUGGUGAAAGUGCUGCUAAAGUAAGCAAUGAAAAAUUAGUGAAACAAUUUGAAUUACAAUUAAAUGAUUUACAAGCACGUGCAGAUGAGCAAUCACGUCAAUUGCAUGAUUAUAGUUCAGUACGUAAUCGUCUUGGAAAUGAGAAUAGUGAUAUGAUAAGACAAUUAGAAGAUGCAGAAGAGCAAAUUUCAACAUUACAACGAUUUAAAGGACAAUUAACACAACAAAUUGAGGAUAUACGUUCAGCAACUGAUGAAGAAAUACGUGAACGGCAAGUGCUUGCAGCGCAAGUGAAAAAUUUACAAAUUGAAGCGGAACAAGCACAUAAUAAUUUAGAGGAAGAAAUUGAAUCAAAGAAUGAAGUUGCAAGACAAUUAAGUAAAGCAAAUGGUGAAAUACAACAAUGGCAAUCACGUUUUGAGCAAGAUGGUAUGCUUCAAACUACUGAACUUGAAGAAGUACGUCGUAAACAAGGUAUUAAAAUUAAUGAAUUACAAGAAGCACUUGAACAAGCUAAUCAAAAAAUUAUAACAUUGGAAAAAGCACGAUCACGUUUGCUUGGUGAUCUUGAUGAUGCGCAAGUUGACGUAGAACGAGCAAAUGCUACAGCAAGUCAGCUAGAGAAGAAGCAGAAAGGUUUUGAUGCGCUUGUUGAUGAAUGGAAAAAGAAAGCUGAUGAUAUGUCAGCAGAGCUUGAUUCUGUUCAACGUGAAGUACGUAAUCUGUCAACGGAUUUAUUCAAAAUGAAGACAACACAUGAGGAAUACUUUGAUACAGCUGAAGGACUUCGUCAUGAAAAUAAAGCUUUAAGCAAUGAAAUUAAAGAUUUAACUGAUCAGCUUGGUGAAGGUGGUCGUUCACAACAUGAAAUGCAAAAAAUGAUUCGACGAUUGGAAAUUGAAAAAGAAGAAUUACAACAUGCACUUGAUGAAGCAGAAGGAGCAUUAGAAGCAGAAGAAAGUAAAGUAAUGCGAGCACAAGUGGAAGUGUCACAAAUACGUUCUGAAAUUGAGAAGCGAAUACAAGAGAAGGAAGAAGAUUUUGAAAAUACUCGACGAAAUCAUCAACGUGCAUUAGAAUCGAUGCAAGCAUCAUUAGAAGCUGAAUCGAAGAGUAAAAAUGAACUUUUACGUGUAAAGAAAAAGCUUGAAUCAGAUAUUAAUGAACUUGAAAUUGCACUUGAUCAUGCUAAUAAAGCAAAUGCUGAUGCACAAAAGAAUUUGAAACGAUGCACAGAGCAAAUUCGUGAAAUUCAAUUACAGAUCGAAGAAGAACAACGACAACGUGAUGAGAUGAAGCAGCAUUAUUAUACAGCGGAAAAACGUGCACAAAUUUUGGAAGCUGAAAAGGAUGAAAUUAGCCAAGCGUUAGAGCAAGCGGAACGAGCACGUAAACAAGCAGAAUUAGACGCAAGUGAAAGCCGUGAUCAAGCUAAUGAAUUAAAUAUGCAAGUUAGCAAUCUUGGUGCAGCAAAGAGGAAAGCUGAAGGAGAACUACAGGCUAUUCAUGCAGACAUGGAUGAAACAUUGAAUGAAUUUCGAGCAUCAGAAGAACGAAGCAAAAGAGCAAUCGGUGAUGUUGAAAGGCUUGCAGAAGAAUAUCGACAAGAGCAGGAACAUGGCUUACAUAUUGAUAGGAUGAGAAAAGGCCUUGAGGCACAAAUUAAAGAUAUGCAGGCACAAUUAGAAGAAGCAGAGCAAGCAGCAUUAAAAGGUGGUAAAAAAGUGAUUGCUAAAUUAGAACAACGUAUUCAUGAUCUCGAAGCUGAACUUGAUGGUGAACAACAUCGUUAUCAGGAAGCAAAUAAAAAUGUUGCUAAAUCAGAGAGGCGAGUACGUGAAUUACAAUUUCAAGUGGAUGAAGAUAAGAAAAAUUAUGAACGAUUGCAAGAUCUUGUUGAUAAGCUUCAAAGUAAAAUUAAAACACAAAAGAAGCAAUUGGAAGAUGCUGAAGAGCUUGCAAAUACAAAUUUGCAAAAAUAUCGACAAAUUCAGCAUCAAUUGGAAGAUGCUGAAGAGCGUGCUGAUAAUGCGGAAAAUUCCGUCACAAAAAUGCGCUCAAUGAGCCGGACAACAAUGUCAGUUGGACCGGGUACCGGUUUGCAAGCAACUCGUUCCGCUACCGUACUCCGUUCACCAUCUCGUAAUCGUAUUUCCGACUAUUAG